CAAGUGAAUUAUGUGAUGAUUUCUUUAAUUACAGGUCUAACUUCCAGCAAGGAAAUAAAAGCUGACAAGAUGUACAGUAAAGACACACUUUGUGAGAAGUUAAUAUAACCUGAUUUGCAAAAAUGUGGUGUUCAAAAAAAAAAGAUGCUCAGCCUCUGUAAAAUGACCCAUAGAUGUUAUAUACAUGUAUGUGAUAAAACAUUUACUCAACAAAGUUCCCUGAAAACACAUGAAAAUUCAUACUGGUGAGAAGAAUUAUGUAUGUAAAAUAUGUGAUAAAGACAUCUGACAGUUCAUACUGGCGAGAAAGAUCAUGUAUGUAAAAUUUGUGAUAAAGCAUUUUCUCAACAACAAUAUCUUACAAUACAUAUGGCAACACAUACUGGCGAGAAGAAUCAUAUAUGUAACAUAUGUGAUAAAGCAUUUUCUUAAGGAGCUCAUUUAAACAAGCAAAUGACAAUACAUACUGGCGAGAAAGAUCGUGUAUGUAAAAUUUGUUAUAAAGCAUUUUCUCAACAACAGUAUCUUACAAUACAUAUGGCAACACAUACUGGCGAGAAGAAUCAUAUAUGUAACAUAUGUGAUGAAGCAUUUUCUCAACAAGCUUCUUUGAACAAGCAUAUGACAAUACAUACUGGCGAGAAAAUACAUACAUUUAAAUGUAAAUUAUGUGAUAAAGAAUUUUCUUAUAAAAGUAGUUUGAUUAGACAUAUGACAAUACACACUAGUGAGAAGAAUCAUAAAUGUGGAAUAUGUGACGAAUCAUUUUUUCAACGAGGUGAUUUGAUCAGACAUAUGACAAGACACACUGGCCCGAAGAAUCAUAAAUGUGGAAUAUGUGACAAAACAUUUUCUCAACGAGGUAGUUUGAUCAGACAUAUGACAAUACAUACUGGUGAGAAGAAUCAUAUAUGUAACAUAUGUGAUAAAGCAUUUUCUCAAAGAGCUUCUUUGAACACGCAUAUGACAAUACAUACUGGCGAGAAAAUACAUACAUUUAAAUGUAAAUUAUGUUAUAAAGCAUUUUCUUAUCAAAGUAGUUUGAUCAGACAUAUGACAAUACAUACUGGUGAGAAGAAUCAUAUAUGUAACAUAUGUGAUAAAGCAUUUUCUCAACGAGGUUAUUUGAACAAGCAUAUGACAAUACAUAAUAGCGAGAAAAAUCAUGUAUGUAAAAUUUGUGAUAAAGCAUUUUCUCAAAAACGAUAUCUUACAAUACAUAUGACAAUACAUACUGGCGAGAAUAUACAUACAUUUAAAUGUAAAUCAUGUGAUAAAGCAUUUUCUUAUCAAAGUAGUUUGAUUAGACAUAUGACAAUACACACUAGCGAGAAGAAUCAUAAAUGUGGAAUAUGUGACAAAUCAUUUUUUCAACGAGGUGAUUUGAUCUCACAUAUGACAACACAUACUGGCGAGAAGAAUCAUAAAUGUAAAAUAUGUGUUAAGGCAUUUUCUCAACUAGGUACUUUGAACAGGCAUAUGACAAUACACACUGGCGAGAAGAAUCAUAAAUGUGGAAUAUGUGACAAAUCAUUUUUUCAAUAAGGUAAUUUGAUCACACAUAUGACAAUACGCACUGGCUAGAAGAAUCAUUAAUGUGGAAUAUGUGACAAAAGUCACAAAACAUUUUCUCAACGAGGUGCUUUGAUCAGACAUAUGGCAACACAUACUGGCGAGAAGAAUUAUUUAUGUUACAUUUGUGAUAAAGCAUUUUCUCAACGAGCUUCUUUGAACAAGCAUAUGACAAUACAUACUGGCGAGAAAAUACAUACAUUUAAAUGUAAAUUAUGUUAUAAAGCAUUUUCUUAUCAAAGUAGUUUGAUCAGACAUAUGACAAUACAUACUGGUGAGAAGAAUCAUAUAUGUAACAUAUGUGAUAAAGCAUUUUCUCAACGAGGUCAUUUGAACAAGCAUAUGACAAUACAUACUGGCGAGAAAAAUCAUGUAUGUAAAAUUUGUGAUAAAGCAUUUUCUCAAAAACGAUAUCUUACAAUACAUAUGACAAUACAUACUGGCGAGAAAAUACAUACAUUUAAAUGUAGAUUAUGUGAUAAAGCAUUUUCUUAUCAAAGUAGUUUGAUUAGACAUAUGACAAUACACACUAGCGAGAAGAAUCAUAAAUGUGGAAUAUGUGACAAAUCAUUUUUUCAACGAGGUGAUUUGAUCACACAUGUAUAUGACAACACGUACUGGCGAUUAGAAUCAUAUAUGUUACAUAUGUGAUAAAGCAUUUUCUCAACGAGGUUAAUUACUUUUCGUUAGUCAAUUUUUCACAGAGUUCUCCAAGAAAGUUUGCACUUCAAUGAUUACAGUCAGUCACGGAUUUAUAUUAUUAUAUUGUGUAAUAUAAAUCCAUGAGUCAGUUCAUAAAAACGAUUGUUACAUGUGUCAGUUUGGAAAUGAAAUAUUGGCCGAGCUUAGAUAAUAUCCCGGCUACUUGUGUUAUUAUACAUGGACUUGUAUAAAACUAUAAGGUAUAAAUUUUCAUUCUCAUACUUAAGAAUGUUAUUACAAUUAAAAAAGAGACUAUAUAAAACACAAGCGACUGUUCUGUGCCAUUGCUGUUCAUGUAUAAACCAUCCAAGACCAAAGUAUUUAAAUAGGAAUCAUCCCACAGUUAUUUGCCUUUCGUUGGCCACAAUCAUGAAGUAAAUCCGCAUAAAAGAGUUCCUGUGUUUAAUGCCAAAUAUUAAUGAAAAAUAGAACGAGUGAGAUUGGAAAAGGACAUUUUCUGACAGAGUUCAUUACAAAUAGCUGGUAAAUGUUCAUAUAAGUAACACGUGAUAUCGUGAAAAUGUUUUAACCUAAUAUGAAGUGAAUUUAGAUCUGGUCCUGCAGAUAAUAUUUUGUUUUUACACUUAAUAUUAAUUUUAGUUUAUGGUAAAUAUAUCGUCCAAAAAUGAAUAAA
Messenger RNA from Ruditapes philippinarum (Manila clam), 2908 nucleotides. Its product is annotated as zinc finger protein 271-like. NCBI's taxonomy places the organism in Eukaryota, Metazoa, Mollusca, Bivalvia, Venerida, Veneridae. Bases 454 to 1545 code for a protein of 363 amino acids. The record is from RefSeq and is a predicted model, not a curated record. The transcript has a single exon.